Molecule: messenger RNA, 1391 nt
Organism: Ipomoea triloba (trilobed morning glory)
Lineage: Eukaryota; Viridiplantae; Streptophyta; Magnoliopsida; Solanales; Convolvulaceae
Exons: 1
Coding region: 62-1072 (336 amino acids)
Source: RefSeq, a predicted model, not a curated record
CGAUCCACAUAGCCGCCGGCUGUUUUCGUUCUCCGGUGAAGGUGAAACAGUACGUGAGUGUAUGUGCUCGUCGAGGAAGAUGGAUGGGCGAGGGGGGUGCUGUAUUGCGAGGUACACGGGAGGAGCGGCGUAUGAUGCGUCGAAAGUGGGGAGAAUAAUGUUGAGAUUCCGGCCGAUCGCCCCGAAACCGGCGGCGGAUGGAUCUGUUUCCGGCGCAUCUAGUGUCGCGGAAAAUAAGGAGGUCCGUACAACGGCCGCCCGUAGAAAGCGGAGGUACGUUAGAGAUAUUGAGUCUACCGGAAAAACGGCGACCGGCGUUAACCCUAACAGAAGGCCUUGUAAGAAGAGGAAGGCGGUGACGGCGGUGACGGAGGAGGAAAAGGAAAACGAGUCUAACGGUAAGACGGAGUCCGGUGGCUCGUCGGUGUCCAGUUUGGAGAGAGAGACGGUUAUCACUCUGCCUUUGCUGCCGGAAAAACCGGAACGGAAGGAUUUCCCGGCGACGGAGACUCCGGCGAGGGAAUCUAAGAAGCAAGAGCAGAAGGAUCCGGUCUGGUUGAGCUUCGGUAACCAACUCCAACAACCGCGCGAACCGAGCGAUAGUCAUCACGUGCCUAAGCCUAGGCACGUGCGGUACGGCGUGGGCCCAGCGAACACCCCGCCGGCCGCGAGCGUGGUUGGCUCGUGGGUCCGGGUGGAGUGCAUUACCGGCACGUGGGUCGACCACGGCAACUGCUUAGGCCGUACGGACCAAGAGAAAAUAAUAAACCUCGACCGCGACACGUGUCCGGCCUUCAUAUCCGACGGCCAGAACAGAGUGAGGUGGGCCAACGCCGCCUACCGUAACCUAUUGGGUCAGCGCGCCACCGACGGCGGCGAAGCGGUGGUGUGCGUGGUGAUGGGCGACGGCGUACGGCUACCGCCGUCCAGCCCGGCGGCGUUCACGUGCCGUGUAAGGGUGGUCACGUGCGGGAAGGAGAAGAGCUCUAAAGUUCUCCUCUGUGAUGUGUGGAGAAUGAGCGGCGGCGGACAUGCAUGGAGGUUAGAUACAGAGGCUGCUCUAUCCUUAUAGGUACGUGAAAAUGUGAAAUACAAGCUAAGGAUUAUGGAAUGCAUGGAAUUAAUCCAACAGUCAACAACGUACGCAGGGGAAAGAAAAAAACCUUUGUCAAAUUGUAAAUAUUGUUUGUAGUUGUGUGACAGAAAAAUUCACAACCAUUGCGUACUGGAGCUUUGGAAUGACCGUGAAUCUGCAGUUUUACUUUAAUUUGGUGGUUUGCAUGUGCUUUAGAAUUUGUUCAAAGAGUUUUUUAAGUAUAAAUGGAAGAUGACUGUAAGAUCUAAUGUACCUUUUUAAAAUCUAGCUAACCAGGUUGCAUUUCCCUUUUAAA